GGCUUUGCAUAACCACGCCCCUUUAUCUAGAAUCGUCAUCAGAGCGCCCACCAGGCCAACCAAUGGCUUUCUCCUUAUCGUGACAGAUAUGGCAUUCAACCAAUGAGUAGCUGCGGAAGGUUUCUUCACUCUGUAGCUCUAGUAGAAAGCUAUCUGUACGAGAGAUCAGACAUAGCGGCAACGUUGUGUGAGGACGUGCAGACUAAACAAACAUGAUUCGUCUAGCGAGCAGCGUUGCGCUUAGAGAACUACUCAACACUAACUGCAGGACUUCGGUCACCGCUUUGUCUGUUCGGAGACUUGCCAUUGACACCCCAGUUCACAUCGUUCGGAAGAGAGCUGGCGUAGUCGGCUGGAAGAAACAUUGCCUGACACGCGCAUGCAUACUUCCGACUCGCAGGUACAAUUCAAAAUCCGAGGGUACGACUACGGAAAACGAGAGCGGAAAAAUAACUCCAGCCACAACGGAAUCCGCUUCCAGAGAUGACAAAAAUAAUAAACAAGGUUUGUUGCCUAGUCUAGAAGACUUGCUGUUUUACACAAUUGCAGAAGGACAAGAAAAAAUACCAGUUCAUAAAUUUAUCACUGCAUUAAAGGCUACAGGAUUACAUACAUCUGACCCCAGGUUGAAAGAAUGCAUGGACAUGCUAAGAACGUCUCUUCAAACAAUGUCUGAUGGUGUCAUGCUAGAUAAGGAACUCUUUAAAAAGUGUGUUCAAAGCAACAUUGUGCUGCUCACACAGGCCUUUCGAAGAAAGUUUGUGAUUCCUGACUUUAUGUCUUUUACAUCACACAUCGAUGAACUUUAUGAAAAUGCCAGGAUGUUGUCUGGCGGAAAGGUUGCAGAUUACAUUCCUCAAAUAGCUAAAUUCAGCCCUGAUUUGUGGGGAGUUUCUAUUUGUACUGUAGAUGGCCAAAGGCAUUCAGCAGGUGAUACCAAAGUACCAUUUUGCCUCCAGUCUUGUGUGAAACCUUUAAAAUAUGCCAUUGCAGUAAAUGACCUCAGUACAGAGUAUGUGCACAGAUAUGUUGGGAAAGAGCCCAGUGGCUUACGCUUCAACAAAUUAUUUCUAGAUGAAGAUGACAAACCGCACAAUCCUAUGGUAAAUGCUGGUGCUAUUGUGAUCACUUCUUUAAUAAAGCAAGGAGCAAGCAAUGCAGAAAAAUUUGAUUAUGUGAUGCAGUUUUUAAAUAGGAUGGCUGGUAACGAAUAUGUGGGGUUCAGUAAUGCCACGUUUCAGUCGGAGAGAGAAAGUGGAGAUCGAAAUUUCGCUAUUGGAUAUUACCUUAAAGAAAAAAAGUGCUUCCCAGAGCACACUGAUAUGGUUGGCAUUCUGGACUUUUAUUUCCAGUUAUGUUCCAUAGAAGUUACUUGUGAAUCGGCCAGUGUCAUGGCAGCAACCUUGGCCAAUGGUGGCUUCUGUCCGAUAACAGGGGAGAGGAUUCUGAGUCCUGAAGCAGUCAGAAACACAUUAAGUUUAAUGCACUCUUGUGGAAUGUACGACUUUUCAGGAGAGUUUGCUUUUCAUGUCGGUCUACCAGCAAAAUCUGGAGUUUCCGGGGGCAUCCUUCUAGUUGUUCCUAAUGUCAUGGGUAUAAUGUGUUGGUCUCCUCCACUUGAUAAACUAGGAAACAGUGUUCGGGGAAUUCAGUUCUGCCAAGAUUUGGUAUCUCUCUGCAAUUUCCAUAAUUAUGAUAAUUUAAGGCACUUUGCAAAAAAGCUUGAUCCUCGUCGGGAAGGAGGUGACCAGAGGGUGAAAUCUGUAAUAAACCUUUUAUUUGCAGCAUAUACAGGGGAUGUGUCUGCUCUCAGAAGGUUUGCUCUCUCUGGAAUGGACAUGGAACAACGUGACUAUGAUUCUCGUACAGCCUUGCACGUAGCAUCUGCUGAAGGACACGUUGAAGUUGUUCGUUUUCUGCUUGAAGCAUGCAAAGUAAAUCCAUUUCCAAAGGACAGAUGGAAUAACACACCAAUGGAUGAAGCAAUGCACUUUGGACAUCAUGAUGUUUUAAAAAUCCUCCAAGAAUACCAAAAUAACUAUAAACCCUUGGGUGAACCAAAUAAUGGAAACGAUCAGACCGUUCAGAAGAACCUGGAUGGAAUGUUAUAAUCAUGAGUUACAAAACUUUGCUUAUUUGCACUUGUUAGGGGUGUAGGAACCUAUAAAGAGUGUGUAUUUUUAUCUUUUAGUAGUGUAUUUUAAAUGAGGUACAUGUGUUUCUGUUACCUUUUUUUGUUGGAGGCUCAAUAUGAAAUAUAAGAAAAAGCAACAAAGGGAAAGUCUUACUGCUAACUCUUAAAUUACCAGAGAGUGUUCAACUGUUUGUUUAUAUAUAUUAUACAGUAUAUAUAAGCAGGUCUUUGACAGUUCAGAGUUAGAGUUUUAUGCUGCACAUUUUUGCCCUGAUUCUUAGAGAAAUCUUUAUGCAAAUAGGAUUGUUGAAUGUGAUUAUAGGCAUUAAUCUUGUGUUCUUAGUGAGUUGAUGGAAGAACCUUUUGUAUUUUGUAUUUCAUACAAAGUUAUACUAAAGUCAAUAAGUGUGUAAGUUGUUGCUUUGUCUCAGGUGAUACUCAGGCAAUCAGAUUCUACUUGCUGCAGAACUUUGUCUCCCAAAGAAAAUCUUAAUAACCGACAUUGCUGACAUAAAAGCAUUU
Xenopus laevis (African clawed frog) is the source of this 2656-nucleotide messenger RNA. RefSeq names its product glutaminase S homeolog (gene gls.S). Gene Ontology annotation, molecular function: glutaminase activity. NCBI's taxonomy places the organism in Eukaryota, Metazoa, Chordata, Amphibia, Anura, Pipidae. Gene Ontology annotation, cellular component: mitochondrion. Bases 213 to 2111 code for a protein of 632 amino acids. The record is from RefSeq and is a predicted model, not a curated record. The transcript is spliced from 18 exons. Gene Ontology annotation, biological process: L-glutamine metabolic process; L-glutamine catabolic process.